This is a messenger RNA of Physcomitrium patens, 2088 nucleotides long. RefSeq names its product serine/threonine protein phosphatase 2A 55 kDa regulatory subunit B beta isoform. Lineage: Eukaryota; Viridiplantae; Streptophyta; Bryopsida; Funariales; Funariaceae. Gene Ontology annotation, molecular function: protein binding; protein phosphatase regulator activity. Gene Ontology annotation, cellular component: protein phosphatase type 2A complex. The record is from RefSeq and is a predicted model, not a curated record.
GGGAGGGAGGGAUUCGAAGAAGAAGAAGCUUUUUUGUUCCGUUCAGUUUAGUUUGGUUUUGAUUUGUUUGUCUGUAGGAAACAGCCAGCCAUUCAGACACGCACCCGGCAACGCGCAGCACUGCUGCACAGCGGAUGCGAGGAACGUUGCCCUGGAAUGCCAUGAAUGGAUUCCCCGCGUCUCCACCUUUGCCAACGAACCCUCGGAUGCGUCAUUUGAUGGAGCAUGGAGCUUGCCGGAGCUCCGCAAGAAGGCAAUGUCUAGGAAAGAAGGCGAUGCAACAACAGCCUGCCAAUUUGAGAGUCGGGUUCAAUGUCGUAGAGGUUGCAGUUAGGGCUUGGUAGCGACCAGAGAAAGUGAAUGUAAUUGAGGUUUCGGGGGGUAGUGUGUGCCGCUGGAGGUCACCGUUGGACAGGAUCGGAGGAGUUGAGGCCUUUUGAAAGUGAUGAUCGGUUGUGCGAGCGGGGCGCCCGCCGCUGCCGGGCCCCCGGUUGCCUCUGCUGCUACUUCUACUGCUGCGCCAUUGCCUGCGCUAGAGUGGAAAUUCUCUCAGGUUUUUGGCGAGCGUGCCAUUGGGGAAGAAGUGCAAGAAGUUGACAUCAUCUCUGCUAUUGAGUUUGAUAAAACUGGAGAGCAUUUGGCGACUGGAGACCGAGGAGGACGAGUUGUGCUGUUUGAGAGGACGGAUGGCAGAGAUCAAAGAACACGAAGAGAAUUGGAAAGGGCAGAUUCCUUGGGCCCGAGACAUCUAGAGUAUCGUUACUCCACUGAGUUUCAAAGUCAUGAGCCAGAGUUCGAUUACCUGAAGAGUUUGGAAAUAGAGGAGAAGAUCAACAAAAUAAGAUGGUGCCAGACCACCAAUGCUGCCCAGUUUCUACUUUCUACAAAUGACAAAACUAUUAAAUCAUGGAAGGUGACUGAAAAGAAAGUGAAACAGGUGAAGAAUCUGAAUCUGGAUCCUGGAGCUAUGCAAAGGAAUGGAAAUGCUAUGGUAUCUAGCAUGGUUCUCAACCCUAAGGGUUUUGCCCCACGCUUGUCGAUGAAUGGAGAUGGUGUGAAUCGACCCAUACCUGACAUUUGUCCCGAUUUCGCAUUUCCACCUGGAGGGUUCCCGUCACUUCAUCUUCCCGCGGUACUAUGGAGCAAUGAAACGGCACUAAUUGCCAGAUGUAGAAGAGUCUACGCAAAUGCUCAUGCAUAUCACAUCAAUUCCAUAUCCAACAACAGUGAUUGUGAAACAUUCAUCUCUGCUGACGAUUUAAGGAUAAAUCUGUGGAACUUUGAAGUUAGUGACCAAAGUUUCAACAUCGUUGAUAUUAAACCAACCAACAUGGAAGACCUUACGGAGGUGAUAACAUCUGCAGAGUUUCAUCCUUCUCAUUGCAACAUGUUAGCAUACAGUAGCAGCAAAGGGUCCAUUCGCCUCAUCGAUAUGCGUCAAUCAGCCUUAUGUGAUCGACACUCAAAGCUGUUUGAGGAGAAUGAGCCUGCUGGAGCGAGGUCGUUUUUCACAGAAAUUAUUGCUUCAAUUUCUGACAUCAAGUUUGCAAGAGGUGGUCGGUACAUUCUAAGUAGGGACUACAUGACUCUCAAGCUAUGGGAUAUCAACAUGGAAUCUGCCCCCGUGGCUACAUUCAAAGUCCACGAGUAUUUACGACCAAAGCUUUGUGAUCUCUACGAGAACGACUCUAUUUUCGACAAGUUUGAGUGUUGUCUUAGUGGCGAUGGCACGCGUGUUGCAACUGGUUCUUACAGCAAUUUGUUCCGAGUGUUUGGGACCUCCUCUGGAAGUGAGGAGGCGUCUACCUUGGAAUCUAGCAAAACUCCAAAUAGGCGAGUUAUGACACCUUUCUUAAAACCUGGAAGUCGACUUGCGAAUCUUGCGCGAGGACGGCGCGAGAAUCGUCGAGUUAGUGAAAGUCCAACUGCAGACAUGAAUGGCGGAGUGCAUGAUUUUUCGUCAAAGCUUCUGCACUUAGCAUGGCAUCCAACAGCCAAUUUAAUCGCGUGUGCUGCAUCCAACAGCUUGUAUAUGUACUACGCCUAAGAUCACUUGUUUUCUCAGUAAAAUUAUCUCCUAUUCACUUA